This is a messenger RNA of Hypomesus transpacificus, 4520 nucleotides long. RefSeq names its product P2R1A-PPP2R2A-interacting phosphatase regulator 1. NCBI's taxonomy places the organism in Eukaryota, Metazoa, Chordata, Actinopteri, Osmeriformes, Osmeridae. The record is from RefSeq and is a predicted model, not a curated record. Bases 235 to 891 code for a protein of 218 amino acids. Gene Ontology annotation, molecular function: protein serine/threonine phosphatase inhibitor activity. The transcript is spliced from 10 exons.
AAAUCUUUCAAUUAGUUAUAUUCCGAUGAACGCCCCAAAUGUUCGAAGAUUCUGCUGGUUUUGAGGGGGACUCAGCGGCCAACUUAAAUGAACGGCUCUGGUUUCGCAACUGUAGGUUGGAAGUGAGGCCUGCUGGUCGGGCUUUCACCGGGCUAGAGUCAAGCCUGACGCCUGCUCUGACAGCUUAGAGGGCCGCUACCCACGCUGCUCUCCCGGGGGCCGAGGAUCAUAGAAAUGGAACGAAUGGAAGUGGACCAGUGCGCCGGCGCAGCUGCUGGGAGCGGGGCUCUUCGUAGAUCGAACAGCGCCCCCAUGAUCACUAGUGUCAGUGAUGGCAUGACAGUGUUUAGUCCAACAAGUUCAGCCCGGUAUCGACGGAGCAGUGUGUCAGUCAACCCCAGCUGCCCUUCUGGGGCCACUCCCCUCUCUCCGUUCUCAUUGGGCAGCGAGAGACCAGACCUCAAAAGGCAGGAGAACAUGGAGAUGACACUCAGGGGAAGUCUGCAGAGACUGAGUGCUUCCAACCUGACACACCUCCCACCUGUCAGUCAUUGGCACAACCACGCAGGGGGCUUCCAUUUGCAGGACAGUGGCGUCACGCCUAACUCCUCCCCCAGUCCAACGAGGAGGUUCAGGCCACAGAGUUCCACUGUGAGAUGGCCUGCACUGACACCCUUGAAGAGGAAAGGAGGGGUGGAGUCUGAUGGCCCGCCCAAGAAACUGUUUAUUGCCGGGGUGACAGACCCCACUCACAGCACCAGUUACACAGUCAGUGUUUCUCAGGCAUCAGACUCUCCUUCUGGGGGCGUGUCCGUGUGUGCGACCACUCAGGAAAGCCCCCUGGCCCUGUCCCCGCCCCCUUCCUUCACCCCCCACCAUCCGGGCAUCUAGUCAACCAGCCUAUCACGGUCCACAGGCCCGGUACUCCAGCCAAUCAGGGCCACUCAUCCCUCUCAACCAACCUUCCAGAUUCCCAAGUCCAUAUUGGACGCAACCCCAGUAAGCCUAUCAGAACCCAGGGUUCUGUGAAAUUCCACCGACAGGAAGCGGAAACCAGACAAUCAGAACUCUGGGUUCCAUCCAGAGUUGGUGCACAUCGCGUUUUCCUUUUGCGCUCGAUUUAUCAAGAGCUCUCGGGGGAACAAAUCUGAUUUUGCAUCGCCCGAGCCAAUCAGAUCUUGAGUUGUAAUCAAGACGUAUUGUAGAAGUUGUACAGAGAAACACACAGCUACGCUUCGCCCAAUCAGAGGGCUUCCUCUGACACACCUCGCCAGGAAGCAGGGAGGAGUUGUGUAGCGUUGUCAAGGAGAUGACGGGAAUAACAAACCGCUAGCGUUCAAGUAACUUCUGGACAAACGCACUUCCUUGUCGCCGGCAUGUGGGGUUGUUGUACACACACCUGCAGCUCACACCUGCAGUGUUACACAAAACAACGCAGGAAGUGUGGUCAUGGAUGCACUGCGAGAUCUGAACCUCUCGCAGGAAGUGAGGUCACGGACGCACUGUGAGAUCUUUCACGUACUCCAUCCUGGGCUGAAGCUGUCGCCCUGCCACAAGCACACCAGAGACACCAGCCUCUGUCAGAGAGCUGAGGUUCUAUUCUCCACAUCGAGUCAUCGAGUUCUCUCCAUAUCGUUGCUCUUAACAUCCAGAGGUGUACCACUGAUGGAGUAUAUCAGUGAGUGUUCUUCCAUUUUGUCCAGAAGUUACCUUUCAGACGCCAGACACGAAGACCCACUAACCUUGGGCUGCCUGCUGAGGGUGCCUCCUAGUGUUUAUAUGUGUACAGUGCAUUAAUAAGAUACCCAGACGUGAGUCCCACUGGUUGCUAGGGCGCUUAAUUAUCUUAACCCCCUGCGGGGUUGUACAGCAGAUAUGUAUAAGAGCUCUGGAUAAGAGCGUCUGCUAAAUGACUAAAUGUUAAUAUGUCCACGUCCUAAACCAACCCCUAGAAGCUCCACCUAGAGAUCUUGUCCAUCGGUCCACCUACUCGGUUUUUCAAGAUCCAAUCACUUUUGACGGGUGUGAGUAGCCGUGUGGCAGCAUUUCAAAUCAGCCAAUCGGAAAGAAGGUUAGCCGUUCCCAUGUUGGGGGUGCUCCAAUCGGAUCUUCUCUCAGAUCUCCAGAAGCGCAUAGGGGGCGGAGUUAAAGGGUUGGGUUGUGGAUCAUGUGUUUUAAUCCCCUGGGUGAAGCUCUUCUAAGGGGACCACCAGUGGCGUGUUCAGGGAGUGGCCUAGGGUGGCACGGGCCACCCUUGAAAUCUGAUUGGCCACCCCAAUAUCUUAAAAUAUGAUUGGCUAUAUGCCCAGUCAGAGGCGGGCCACCCCUUGUGCCACCCCUAUCAAAAAUGUCUGGACACGCCGCUGGGGACCAUACAGGCUCCCCUGGUGUUACUGUCUCUGACUGAACUGUUGGUCCACGUGUGUGGUCUCCCUCCUGACUGACGUCAGUUUCAGCCGCACCAGGGAAGCUCCAAGUGUGUCACUGCAUUUUGACGAUGGUGCAUGUGUGUGUGGGUGUGUGUGUGUGCGAAUGUGUGAACGUGUGUGUGUUUAUGUGUUCUGUGGAGAACUGAUGUUGUCAGACCUGAAGACCAGAAAUUAGGAUUUUGGUCCUCCUGGUAGUGUUGUGUACCCUUACUCCUGUAUGGGUACUUCAGAAGAGAGAUGCAGGAAGGAGAGACACCUAGAAUCUACCCACAGAUUACAUCUAAACAUCCUUUGUUUUCUGUAACUUGUCAUGGUUGUUCACUCUCAGGACUUCUGUAGAUUUUAUGAAAUACAUUUGUGUUUAAGGAAUUAUAGAGCAUCAUAUGUGUUUUGUCUGUUACCUAUGGGGUGGUUUUAGACAAGCUGUCCUUGUUCCUUUCAGACCUUCAACUUGUGAAUGAUGUACAAAGUCUAUAUAAGCUGCUUAAGAGAAGUGUCUUAUUCGAGAAAAAAAAACUAAACGUCAAUCACAGUAGUGUGACUAUGUAAUAUUAAUUAAUUAUAAUUUGGGUAAGUUCAGAAACGGCCCCAAAAAAAAGAAUCCAAAAUAUUUUCUGGAUGUUGAACUUCCAAUUUAAUGAUUUUUGCACAGUAUUUGUUUCAUAUUAUUAAUCACUAUUGCUGUUACAUGAAUGGGUUCAUAUCCCGAAUUUAAGACGUUGCGAUUGCUUGUUUGUUUUGUUUGGUUGUUUCUUAAUUUUGAAACUGGUUAUAAUGUCUAGCUUUCCUGUAACUGAAAAGAGGAUAGAUCUGUACUCGGAUCAGAGUAAUUCCUGGAGGGGUUUGAUGAAUUCAUGUUCCCUAUUUCUAGUGACAAUCAGUCAGUUUUGAAUGUAAAUAAAGUGUAUGUUUUUUUUUUGUAUCCCUAUAAGUUGUUGUUAUAAACAAAACAACAUGGGGGGAAGAGUAGCUUAUUAAUUACUGUGAGCGUAUAAAUAUAUCCAUUGUUGUGAUGUUCACUGUGAACAUUGUCAGAGUUCCAUUUCUCUCCAGGAAAUAUUCAGACCCGGAUUUAGAUGGGAUCUACCCACAUAUGUUGCCAAACCCAAGUGAUUUAUUUUAAGUUGUCAUACAGACAUUCAUGGGCUGUAGCUUUAAUUCAGACACAUGUAUUGCUUACUCUUUCGUAAGUAUGGAGAGCGCCUGUUUGUAGAGUCAACACAGUCAACAUCAGUAGACAAUGAUCUUAACCUCAUAUCUGAUCCCCGUCCAUGUGAAGUUAGCCUUACAUCGAUCUGUGAGUUACGCUUUGCUUUUAUAAGGCAUUGACAUUAGGUGGUUGUGGAUGUCCCUAAACCCUCCUUGUAGCGGUUAACCUCCAGAGGAACACAACACAAACAUUGGCGUUGGAGAUGAUCUGAAGCCAAAUAGAGAUGCGAUCAAGUUCUGCUGAGGUUUGUUGUGGUUGACUUCCAGGCCUCUCCUGCCUUCAGCAGGGUGCAGGUGUGCUGUCGUAGAGGAAGAGCACUGUCCAGGAGAUAGAACUAGGAGACGACCUAAGAAAAGGAACUAGGAAGUGACCGAGGAGAUAAGAGCCAAGAGAUGGGAGUAAGAAGACCGGUUGUAGUUAGUGAAUGAGGGCCGUCUCUAUUCCAACCAUCCACAGAAUGUUGUGUUCAGUCAGGCACGCUUGACCUGCAUUGUCAUUUAUAAUAUUUUCUUUUCCAUAGUUUUUCCUGUUAUUCUUUCAAAUAUCACGUGAAAACAUUUGACUGGCCACAAUAUUGAAUGUGACUUGUUUUUCUUCUUCCAAAAACAUGUCAGUGUUAUUGAGGCCACACUUCCUGGUUUCCCAGCUGGCAACCAAUAGAGAAAGGAGGAACAGGAAAGAGAAAGUAUAGGAUAUAUUAGUGAGUUUGUGGCGCGAAAGGAGAGUGAGGUGCGAAAGGGAACUGAAAAGCACAUCUACCAGAACAUUCAGACAAGUAUCUUCAAACUGUAAAUAGCUUUUCGACAAAAGUCUCGAAACAAAAAGAGAUGUAUUUUUAUGGAACUGUAAAAGAGAGAUAAAUAAAAUACUAUAUUCAUUCA